AUGAAACGUGCUGACGAGAAUAUUGAUAAUUCUUUAUUAUCAUUAGAACAUUUUCAUGACAAUAGAACUACUUUAAUGGAUUUACCAAAUGAAAUUUUACUUCUUAUUUGUCGUUAUUUAUCACCAGCUUAUGUUCUUUAUUCGUUUUAUACACCUGAAAAAGCUGAAACACGUUUACAUCGUUCAAUAAUUGAUUAUUAUACAAAAAUAAAACUUGAUAAAAUAUCAUUUGAUGCAUAUGCCUAUAUUCACGAGUUACUUAGUGAUUCUAAUACUCCUCUUCAACCUGAAUCUCUAAUAUUAAGUAAUGAACAUAUAACUUGUUUAACACAACGAUAUUUUACUUAUAUUCAUGGCCUUUCAUUAUAUCAAUCUUUAAUAUCUCAUGAAAAUCUUCGUCAUGCUGAAAUUAUUUUAAAAACAAUCGAUGAUUUAUGUAUAUUACUCGGUCGACUUAUACCAAAUGUUCAAUCAUUAAUUGUCCAUUUAACUCAAACACGUAUUUUGACAUGUCUUCAUUUACCAUGUAAAUUAUCAUGUCCUCAACUAACUGAAUUUGCUCUGUUCGAACCUUGUGUCAGAUUAGUUAUUGAUAAUCUUAAAUGUAUUUUUAGCUCAAUGUCAAAUUUAAUUAAAUUAACAUUAAGUAUUCGUGAUACACCUGAUUCACAAUUUUGUCAUGGUCCCACAAUGGAAUCGAUAUUAACAGAAUAUUUACCACAUCUUCGUCAAUUUGAUUAUACAGUGACACAUCAAAUUAGUGAUAAAUUAUUAGUUGAAGAUUUCAUUCGAUGGCCAAUGAAUGUUACUUAUUAUUUUAAUGAAAAUUCUAAAUGGAUCCAUAUAUAUUCACUACCAUGGCCAUCAAAUAAAGAUGAUCAACGACGAUUACCUAUUGUUAAAAAUGGAUAUAUGACAACAGUUGGAUCAGAUGUUAAACAAGCUGAACAUAUGAAACAUGUGAAGAUUACAAAAUCAGAUGAAUUAAUUGAAUUGGAAACUCGUUUUCAUCGAGUUUGUAAAAUAACAACUUGUUUUUCAAUUAAUAGGAAAUUACCUGAACGAAUUACAAAAUUGAUUCUUACAGAAGAAACUCCUAUUGGUUCCAUACAGUCAAUAGUUCAACCUUAUAUUCAUCAUUUAAUUGUUGAACGUCGUUUAAUUGAUGAACAAGAAAUAUCUUCUCUUGCUCAUCAAUAUCCAAAUGUUAAAUAUUUAGAAUUAUUAUUUCCAUUGGAUAAUUCGUUAUUUCUUCGGUGCUUUCAAGUUUUGUUUAGUAUGGAUGAUAGUAGUGAUAAGAAGUUACGUUUUUGGUCUGGAUUAAUCAAUUUUUCGACGAAAUAUGUUUAUGGACAAUCAAAUGGAAUACUAAGUGACGGUAAAUUUCAUCAAUGGCUUAUUGACAAUACUGAUUUGAAAUAUCAUACGUUGAUAUUUUAUGCAAACUGUUCGAAUUCAAUGUUUUCUAUUUGGCUUUAA
Molecule: messenger RNA, 1479 nt
Organism: Rotaria sp. Silwood1
Lineage: Eukaryota; Metazoa; Rotifera; Eurotatoria; Philodinida; Philodinidae
Source: the annotation of a GenBank genome assembly